AUGCGGCUAUCCCUCCUCGCCCUCCUCGCAGCAGCGACAGCAGCGUACGCCGCCGACUCCACACGGCAAGAGUACACGCUGUACCACCGCGUGCUCUCGGCCGGCGCGGCGCCCGAGUUCGAGCACCGCGGAACCGUCAGCCUGGACGGCUUCAGCGCCGCGCUCGACCAGAGCAAGCUCAAGCCCGUGUCUGCCGACGAAGGGCAGUGGUACCAGGUUGCUCUUGGCGUCGGUGACGAGCUGCUCACGGCGUCAACGCGCGCGGUAUGUGGCGUGGCUGAGUGCCUUUGCAUUCCUGUCCUGCAGCUGGCUGACGCGACGACACAGUGCUUUGCCAGCGACGAUGCCUUCCUCACCCUCCACUUGACGGACGGCCGGCCAACGUCCAUCGAGUACAAGGGCGCGCGGACGCCCGCGUCGGGCGCGUGCCCCCUCACGCCCGAGGCGCACGGCUCAGGUCUGGUCAACGUCCGCGUCGAAGGCGCGCAGAAGGUGUUCGGCCCCGCGCUCGUCGCCCCCGCCGCGCCCAAGCUCGACGCUACGGGCCAGCCCGAGCCGCCGGUGGAAGAAAAGACGUUCUUGCAAAAGUACUGGUUUGGCAUUGUCUGCGCUUUGCUGUUCAUCGCGACCAACCUCGGCGAGGAGCCGAAGAAGGACGGACAGGGGCAGGGCCAGCCGGCGGCGCGUGCAUAGGUAGAGGCGGCAUAGAUGGACGAGUUAUGUGGUUUUG
Messenger RNA from Vanrija pseudolonga, 730 nucleotides. RefSeq lists its product as uncharacterized. The transcript has 2 exons. The record is from RefSeq and is a predicted model, not a curated record. Bases 1 to 693 code for a protein of 230 amino acids. Lineage: Eukaryota; Fungi; Basidiomycota; Tremellomycetes; Trichosporonales; Trichosporonaceae.